Saccostrea cuccullata (small rock oyster) is the source of this 1468-nucleotide messenger RNA. RefSeq lists its product as uncharacterized. The annotation marks the transcript as partial. The transcript is spliced from 4 exons. Lineage: Eukaryota; Metazoa; Mollusca; Bivalvia; Ostreida; Ostreidae. The record is from RefSeq and is a predicted model, not a curated record.
CCAAAUGGGAGAUUUGAGACCAACAAGAAAAUUUGCCUGAGUAUCUCAGGACAUCACCCGGAGUCAUGGCAACCCUCCUGGUCAAUCAGGACAGCCCUUUUGGCCAUUAUCGGGUUCAUGCCUACACACGGUGCGGGAGCUAUAGGAUCCCUGGACUACUCACCAGAGGAGAGGAAGAAACUCGCCAACAGGAGCAAAGAAUGGAAGUGUUCUACGUGUGGUAACAUUAAUUGUAUAUUAAAGCCAAUGACUGAAGAAACAGAGGAAUCUAAAAGGACAUCACAAGAGGCCAAGGAACUGGCCAGUCAGAUUAACUUCCAGGCAGAGAAAAAACCUGGUGAGGGAAAAAGUGGAAGCAAUGGUGAGACAACUCCUACACCUCAGUCUAAUGAACAACAACAAGCAAUUCCUCAAAUGCCAGCUAACACCACAAACCCAACAUUUAGCAAUGGAUUUCCAUUUCCCUCUCCUUUCAUGUGCAUGCCCAAUAUGCCUCCUUUCCAGAUGCCACAAGGAAUUGAUGGAAGUGUCAAUGUCCCCCGGUUUCCUUUACCCCCUCCAUUUAUACCAGGAAUGCUUCCUCCAGGUCAACAAAAUAGUUCACAGAAUGUCUAUAUGCAGCAAUGGCAGAUGAAUCCUUUUAUGAUGGGUAGACCCCCAGUCCCUCCCUCAAUGGUUUUUCCUGGGCAGAUGACUUCUUCUGUACCAACACAGCAAGCCAUGAAUCUCCCAUCACAAGCAAUUCCAUCUGAUGUACGAGCAGGCCAGCCUCAACCUCCACAGGACAAAACUCAGGCUAAUUCUCAAUCGGUGAAGUCUCAGACGCCAACAGCUGCCAGUACUCAAAACUCAUCUCAAAGUGCAAAUAAAAAUUCAUCAUCAACCACAGAAGACAAUGUUACAAAUGACAGAGAUGCCUCAGUUGAGGCCUCUUCUCAAGGACCAGGGAAUUCUACACAGGAACCUCAAAGUUUUACAUCGGAGGCCAAUUCCAAUCCUGAGUCAACACCUUUAUUAUCACCUGAAGCAAGCAGUUCAGCUCUGGGGUCAACAGGUCAAAGGUCAGAAGAGGGACUGAGACAGAGGCUGGUGGGGGACAGCCCCAGGCCAGCAGUACCGGCGGGGAGAGUGGGACAGAGUGCAGAGCUGAGGGAACAUCACCAGAGACAAUCCGGACUAAGUUUCUCCACUGUGAUGAUAUUCCUAAUUGGACUGGCCAUUGCCAUGUUAUUGAUCCGACGUUUCUUUCUUUCUAGAAAUUGGAGGUUUUACUAUGGUGUUUGAUAACAGAUUUUAAAAUGCUUCGUGUGAUAUAAUUUAUUCACAAGAGAUGCUGUGUAUGGUUGUCUUAUUUAGUGAUAACAUCUGCUGAUGAUGCAUAUAAUUUUAACUAUUGCUAAUUGUACAUAUAAUGCAUUUAUUAUUAAUGUUUAAUUAUGAGCAACAAUUUUCUCUGCUAUUUAAAAGA